CUCGCCACCCUCUUCAUCACCAGUCACCAUUCACCAGUCACCACGCACACCUCACUACGGACGGUCGCAUCAGGAGGUACCAUUAACCAAAUCAUAUAUCGCGUCUGACCGCCACUUGACCAAUCAUUCGAGCGGGCCCUCGUUCUCUUCGCUCACGGCCGUCCGCCUGGUCGGGUCUCCCAACCGUCUGGUUCUGGGACACAACAACCCCGUGCCACAUAACACCUGUCUGUCUGAUUCUCUCGCCAUCCAACUCCGCUUUCUUCUUGUUUUCGUAAACGAUUGCAUCGAUUUUAUCAAUUUCCGACCGCGUUUUGUCGCUGUGGAGGGUGCUCGUCAUGGUCGCUGUUCUAGCCGUUUAAUUUACGCCUAUUCGAUCGAUUGAUUUGUUCAACCAUUGUUCAACCAUUGUGAUUGAUUCUACGGUUCAUCUACGGAUCCUGACCCACCGUCCUUAACCAUGUCGACAUCCCAGUCCGAUGGAAAACAGGAGGGGCUGGCUAAAGUGCUGAGUCGCAUGAAGACCGUUUUGAGAAGGACUCCCUCCAGAGCCACGACAAGCACUGCCAGAGAGACAAUAGCCCCGGUUCAACCAGAGUCUAGCAAAGCGCCUGCUCAACCGAAAUCGACCCCUCAACCGGCGAAACCCGCCCCUGAACCGACUGUUGUAUCCCACUGGAGCGCGAUCCAGGAGGAAAAGGCCCGCGCUCUCUUCGCCAAAUAUGGAUUGACCCUCGAACCGGGCGAGUGGAAGGCUACGAGCGAUGUGACCGUCCAGCGGGUCGUCAAGCCCAUCCGCAUGCGCGUCCGCCGUACCUGCCAUCGCUGCCAGACUACCUUUGGCCCCGACAAGGUCUGCGUUAACUGCCAGCACGUCCGCUGCAAGAAUUGCCCGCGAUACCCCGCAGCGAAACCGAAGGACAAGCAGGAGCAGACCGAGACCGCGCUCCAGGCCAUUCUGGCCCAGAAGGCCCAGCCCGUGCGACCCAAGCCCAGAGAACACCAAUUAACGCUGCCAUCGCGCUCCGGUGGCCAGGAUCUCAUCCGCAAGCAGCCCCGGCAGCGAUUACGACGGACGUGCCACAGGUGCAAUACGCUUUUCGCGCCCCACUCAACGGAAUGCAGCAGUUGCAAGCAUAUUCGAUGCAAGAAUUGCCCUCGCGAUCCACCCAAACUUGACAAAUAUCCCGACGGCUACCCCGGAGAUGCGGAACCGCCGUAUGAACCGCCAGCUCGGACCUGGAAGAAACCGCGGCAGAGGGUCCGGUAUACCUGCCACCAAUGCUCGACCGUUUACAGAUCGGGCGAGAAAAAUUGUGCCAAUUGUGGGCAGGAGAAGUGUGCAGAAACUAUACGAGACCCACCGAAAAAAAUCAAGCCAGAACCAGAUCCCGAGAUAGUGAGACGAGUGGAGGAGAGGCUGGCAAAUAUCAGAGUUAGUGAAGGGAGCGAGACUCCAAAGUCCUGAAGCACAGGCUUGAUGGGCGCAAUCGAGAUCUGGAAUACUUGUCGAUGUCGAGUACCGACGGAGCGAGCAGAGCAUAGCAUAGCGUUUCUUUAGCACAAUGAUUACGACCGACCAG
Molecule: messenger RNA, 1583 nt
Organism: Aspergillus nidulans FGSC A4
Lineage: Eukaryota; Fungi; Ascomycota; Eurotiomycetes; Eurotiales; Aspergillaceae
Product: protein vapA
Exons: 4
Coding region: 461-1468 (335 amino acids)
Source: RefSeq, a predicted model, not a curated record